GCAGUUUCUAUCUGCCUUUUCUUCCUUCCUUCCCUCCCUCCUUCCUCACCAGGUGAGAACAAGCUGAUCUUCUGUUUGCUGAUUGGGCUGAAAGCUGAAAGAAGGCCAAGCUGCUUCUCACUGGAAACAGAAUGACUUCAGAGGGACCUCAGCUCCCAGCAUGUGCCCGCACCAAGGCGCUUUGUAGUCCUGCGCCGCCCGCCAGCGGAGCCCGAAGCCCAGCUGGGAGCAGGGAAGAGCGGAAAUGAGAGGUGACUGCUUGAAUCCGCGGCAGUUGGCGUCCCCAGGCAGGCGGAGAACUAGGGGCCCGGCUGCGGCCCGGUCCGACCCUGCCAUCUGAUCCGUCCGCCCGUCCCCAUCCCUGGGUCCCGAGGCAGCCGGCCAUGGCCUCCAAGGUGUGGCUCAGCCGCAUGCUCCGGCACCGCAAGGCCCAACUCCUGCUGGUCAACGCGCUGACUUUCGGCCUGGAGGUCUGCCUGGCGGCGGGCAUCACCUACGUGCCUCCUCUGCUGCUGGAGGUGGGCGUGGAAGAGAAGUUUAUGACCAUGGUGCUGGGUAUCGGCCCCGUGCUGGGCUUGGUCUCGGUGCCUCUCCUGGGCUCAGCCAGCGAUCAGUGGCGGGGCCGCUACGGCCGGCGUCGGCCCUUCAUCUGGACGCUGUCACUGGGCGUCCUGCUGAGCCUCUUCCUCAUCCCCCGGGCCGGGAGGCUGGCGGGACUGGCAGGGCCGGGGGCCCGCUCUCUGGAGCUGGCCCUGCUCAUCCUGGGAGUGGGGCUGCUGGACUUCUGCGGCCAGGUGUGCUUCACCCCCCUGGAGGCCCUGCUCUCCGACCUGUUCCGCGAGCCGGACCACUGCCGCCAGGCCUUCUCCGUCUACGCCUUCAUGAUCAGCCUCGGUGGCUGCCUGGGCUACCUGCUCCCCGCCAUCGACUGGGAUGCCAGCGUCCUGGCCCCGUACCUGGGCAGCCAGGAGGAGUGCCUCUUCGGCCUGCUGACCCUCAUCUUCCUCGCCUGCGUCCUGGCCACCUUCCUCGUGGCGGAGGAGUCGGCGCCGGGCCCGGCCGAGGCGGGCGAGGGGCUCCCGGGGCCCGCGGCUCCGGCCGGCCGCCGCUGCUGCUGCCCUUGCGGGGCCCGGCCCGUGGCCCUGGCACUCCGGAAUUUGGGGGCACUGCUGCCGCGGCUGCACCGGCUCUGUUGCCGGGUGCCCCGGGCCCUGCGCCGCCUCUUUGUGGCCGAGCUCUGCAGCUGGAUGGCACUCAUGAGCUUCACCCUCUUCUACACGGACUUUGUGGGCGAGGGGCUGUACCAGGGCGUGCCCCUGGCCGAGCCGGGCACCGAGGCCCGGCGCCGCUACGAUGAGGGGGUGCGGAUGGGCAGCCUGGGCCUAUUCCUUCAGUGUGCCAUCUCCCUCCUCUUCUCCCUGGGCAUGGACCGGUUGGUCCAGCUCUUCGGCACACGGGCCGUCUACCUCGCCAGCGUGGCUUCCUUCCCCGUGGCUGCGGGCAUCACCUGCCUGUCCCGCAGCGUGGCUGUGGUCACCGUCUCUGCCGCCCUCACCGGGUUCACCUUCUCCGCGCUGCAGAUCCUGCCGUACACCUUGGCCUCCCUCUACCACCGGGAGAAGCAGGUGUUCCUGCCCAAAUACAAAGGGGAUGGCAGCGAGGACAGCCCAGCGACCAGCUUCCUGAGUGGCCCCAAGACCGGGAGUCCCUUCCCCAAUGGACAUCCCGGGGCUGUGGGCGGACUGUUCCCCUCGCCCCCGGGCCUGUGUGGAGGCUCCCCUUGCGACGUCUCCAUGCGGGUGGUCGUGGGAGAGCCAGAGUCCGGGGGGCUGGGCCGGGGCAUCUGCCUGGACCUGGCCAUCCUGGACAGUUCCUUCCUGCUCUCCCAGGUGGCUCCGUCCCUGCUCAUGGGCUCCAUUGUCCAGCUGACACAGUCGGUCACCGCCUACAUGGUGUCCGCCGCCGGCCUCGGGCUGCUGGCCAUUUAUUUUGCCACCCGGGUGGUGUUUGACAAGAGCGACUUGGCCAGGUACCCAGGGUAGGGACGGGAAGGAGGAGGGAGGCCUAACCUCCGCUCUCAAGUCCCCAGAGGGCGAAGGGCAGAGAGGCUAAUGGGGAACUGAGGAAUUCUGCUCCCCACUGCCUUCUAGCCUCCAGGCCCAGCUACGGGAGCGGGAGCGAGCGAGGGAACUUGGCCUUCCCCUCCGCCUUCACACCCACACCCUGAUGGCUGCUUCCUCUCCCCCCAGUUCCCUCACACUGGCUCAGGGGAGGGAGUAAGGGGGAGCGCAGGGGACUGGGCCUUAUUGGACAACUCCAUCGCCUCAAAUUACCCCCCCAGUCCAUUGGUCUCCGCAGCUUGUCUGCCCAAGCAGAGCCAUGAGCGCAGGGGACUGGACCUUAUUGAACAACUCCACCGACUCAAAUUACCCCCCUAGUCCAUCGGUCUCCGCAGCUUGUCUGCCCAAGCAGAGCCAUGACAAUUGGGAGAAUAACACCAUCUGCCCUCUGGUGUCCUUGAGCCAUUUCCUGAGCCCCUGAGAGGAGCCAGGGCUAGUCCUUGCCUCUGAGGCCUCCCUUACAGCCUUGUGCCCCUAUUUCUGGAGGUGGGGAGCCCCAGGAAGGGAUGUGAAGGCUGGAGGGAGCCCCCUGACUGCUCUCCUGACAAGACCGAGGAGUUGCCUUUUCGGUGGGGGCGGUUAAUUGCCUGCUGUGUGCUUGUGUGCAAUUCUGGAGGGAGAAAUUGGGGGAAUUAAGCUCCCGAAACGGGAGAAGGGUGGGAAGAAGGGGAUUCUGGAGGGCAGGGGAGGUAGGCCGUCUUGAUCACCUCCAGCUCAGAGCCAGGCCCUUGCUCUCCCCCCGGGCAGCCCUGCCCUCUUCCCCCUCCGACCCCAAUGGCCAGAGGCUCCAGCGGGGAUCAGAAGCCCGUGAGCUUUGAGGAGGUUGGGUGGGGAGGGAAAAGGGAAGCUCAGCCCCCCAGCUUAGAGCCAGUACCCCCAGCACUUAACCCCUUCCCCUUUCCUCCAUCCGUUAGAGCCAGACCUGGUCCUCCCAUCUUAGGUACCCAGGUAAGAAGUAAAGUGGCGG
Messenger RNA from Tachyglossus aculeatus (Australian echidna), 3087 nucleotides. RefSeq names its product solute carrier family 45 member 3 (gene SLC45A3). Gene Ontology annotation, cellular component: membrane. The record is from RefSeq and is a predicted model, not a curated record. Gene Ontology annotation, biological process: transmembrane transport. Gene Ontology annotation, molecular function: sucrose:proton symporter activity. The transcript is spliced from 6 exons. Lineage: Eukaryota; Metazoa; Chordata; Mammalia; Monotremata; Tachyglossidae. Bases 384 to 2042 code for a protein of 552 amino acids.